Messenger RNA from Chanos chanos (milkfish), 840 nucleotides. RefSeq names its product RAD52 motif containing 1 (gene rdm1). The record is from RefSeq and is a predicted model, not a curated record. The coding region runs from base 1 to 840 and encodes 279 amino acids. Gene Ontology annotation, molecular function: RNA binding. Lineage: Eukaryota; Metazoa; Chordata; Actinopteri; Gonorynchiformes; Chanidae. The transcript is spliced from 7 exons. Gene Ontology annotation, cellular component: nucleolus.
AUGGAUAUCGAAGUUGACAUACUUGAGUUUAGAGUGCCCAUUGAAAACAACAAGACCAUUUUUGUCUGGGAUAUACAGCCUUCAGAUUCUGAGGCAUAUAUUUAUGAAUGCCUCUGGAAUGUGUACUCUGAGUAUGGAGCUCUAUAUUUGGUGAAGCUUUGUGAAAAUGCUGCCUGGGCUAAACCAGGUUUCUACGCUUUGGUGAAGUUUUACUCAUCAAACCAAGCUGCCACAGCACAGAGAGCUACUGAUAAACAGUGCCUGUUCCAGAGUUCACCUCUGAAAGUCAGGCUAAGCACAAAGAAGGACAGCGGCUGCCCUUAUUAUGCCAGACCUCUGAGUGAUGCCAAGUGUCAAGAACUGGCUAAUCAUUACCUCGGCUUCAACGGCUGGUCGUCUCGAAUCGUCACUCUCAAGGACCUCUCUAACUGCGGACAGACAGAGAUGCCCGCGUCAGACGGGCACAGCCAGGAGACUUUGCUGAAAUUUGGUUGCAUCAUAGAGCUUACUUUUCCUCAGCAUGGCAUUAGCUGCCGCGGAGUGGGAGUGACGGAGGAGAUGAUUGACACGACCAUAGCUCCAGAAAACUUUCUUAGGAAACGGAAAGCCCUCAUGAAGUGGACCCAAAGCAGGGCACUGGUUAAUGCUUUUGAGAAGGUUCUCCUGCUGGUUCUCGGGAAUGGUAAGGUUGCAAUCGAAUGCCGGAUUGACCCGGAUGAAAUUCUUCCCGACGAAGAUUUUAAAGGUGUGCUCAAGGUAAACGACAUCUCCUGGAGUCAGUUGAACACAGAUGAAGAGGAUGAGUUACCUUGGGAAUUUACUGUGGACUUGUCUCAGUAA